AUUAAAAUCUUGUCUCUUUCCAAUUCUAAACUUUACAAUCUAAACAUUGUUGCAAAUUGUGAUUUCCAAUUGUUGUUUGUAAACAAAAUGUCGAAUCUCGAAGAUGAUGAUGAUCCUCCUCAUCUUUCGGCUGAAUCGUUGGCAGCAUUGAAUGAAUUUCUCUUGGAACAGAAAAACAAUCAACAAGAUGAUUCAAAGAGCUUCUCUGAAGAUUGGGAAUUGAGUCAAUUCUGGUACGAUGAAGAAACGACCCAAUUCUUGGCCGAUUCUCUCAUUAAAACGAUCAAUGGAAAUGGAGUAAUCGGUUGCAUCUCAUGUCCAACUGUUUACAUUAAAUUACUUUCCAUGAUUAAGGAAAAUGACAAAUAUUCUGAUGUUCAAGUUUAUCUUCUUGAAUUUGAUCAACGAUUCGCUCGGUUAGGACCUAAUUUCGUGUUCUAUGAUUAUCGUGAUCCUUUGGCCGUAAAAGAAGUUUUGUCCAGUUCUUUUUUCGAUAUUAUUGUUUGUGAUCCUCCAUUUCUAUCGGAAGAAUGUCUCACCAAAGUCACCGAGACGAUUAAUUAUCUGAAAAAGGAGAAAAUUAUUCUCAACACUGGAGCGAUUCAAAGUAAUUUGGUCGACAAAUUGUUACAAUUAAAACCAAGCUCAACUUUCAUUCCAAGACACAAAAACAAUCUCGCCAAUCAAUUUGCUUGUUUCUCUAAUUUCCCAAUUUAACCAUCAAAGAAAAUAAAUCAACAAUUAAAAGAUGAUCCAAAAUUCGAAAAAUUAUUUAUUAGUCAAAAUGAUAAAGGUUCUUAACAGCUAACUAUUAAUCAAUCGGGUAAUUCAAACGGCCAAGAUCAGCUCGGAAAAGCUCAACACCUUGGUACUCAUCCUUGAACCUUGCUGGUACCUCAAUACAAAUUGUUCUAAUUCCCGGAAAAAUGAGCCGUAGCGAACUUAAUUUAUCCAAAUCAAUAGAAUCCAGAUUAUCCUUCACAAAUGAAGGAAAUAGAGCUUCUACCUCAAUGUGGUCGAAAACGGGUACCAAGUUACCUUUGAUCACUAGAAUCAUGUCAACCUGAUCGAGAUAAAUCCUGAAACCUUUGGUAAUGGUCAUUUUUACAUUCAACCAACGCUUACAAAUAGUUGGAACACUUUCAAAAUCCAAAAUUGAAUCUUCAACUUGAUUAUUUGGGGCAGAAAUAACAAAUUUAAAAAGACUCGGUGAGAUUCUUGUAUCAUAAGGCAAAUAAAAGUAAACACCAAAGAAAAUAUCUUCUUUAUUACAAACUGAAGACAUUUUAUUAGAAAUUCUCAAUUUUUUCAGUUAAACAGGAUAACAUUAAAGAUGGAGAGAAAACUGAACAAAGAUAAAUUGUCCUA
Molecule: messenger RNA, 1368 nt
Organism: Panonychus citri (citrus red mite)
Lineage: Eukaryota; Metazoa; Arthropoda; Arachnida; Trombidiformes; Tetranychidae
Product: EEF1A lysine methyltransferase 1-like
Exons: 2
Coding region: 88-717 (209 amino acids)
Biological process (GO): methylation
Molecular function (GO): nucleic acid binding; protein-lysine N-methyltransferase activity
Source: RefSeq, a predicted model, not a curated record